UCUUCAUGUUUGUUUUGUACGAAAUGGGAUCAUUAAAAGAAAUAUUCCCAAUAACAUGGGCCCUCUUGCUUCCACUUCACGGAUCAUAAUGAUCUUCAUUCCACCACAAUUCCGCAUUGACAACACCGACCACAUCAUCGACGUGAAUAAGAAUAACCUCCCCUUCGAAUACGACCAGGUGAACAUCAUCUGCCCCGUCUACCCGCACUCCAACCAGGGAACGGCUGAGGACGACGGCGAAGAAGAGGAACAGUACAUCAUCUACAAUGUGUCGAAAGAGGAAUACGACUCUUGUCGCAUCACCAAUCCCAAUCCCCGCAUCAUCGCGGUCUGUGAUAAGCCCAACCAAGUGAUGUACUUCACCAUCACCUUCAGGUCUUUCACGCCUCAGCCGGGAGGACUCGAAUUCUUGCCGGGACACGACUAUUACUUCGUCUCGACAUCUACUGGUGAUCCUGCAGGUCUACACCAACGCGUGGGAGGACGAUGUGCCACCCACAACAUGAAGGUCAUCUUUAAAGUGUGCUGCAGUCCUACCAAAGGUAAUGCUAUCGAUAGCUCUUCGAACCAUCAGACCUCGACGGUGAAUGUAUCUGUUCCAGCAUCGGCAGCCCCACCUCAUAACACCACAUCUCGUAUCUCGGACACCCACAAGCCCCUCGAUGUGUAUCCCUCGAGCACCGCGGUCCCCAAGGGUAUGCGCCCUGCCACCAGGAUACCUCCUUACCACCUGCGCCCCUAUGAGGUUCCCAUUGAGGAUGAGAUGGACCGAUCUCCUCCCUCGGAUAAAGCAAAAGAAGAAACUGAGAAGACUACCAAAAGGGAACGAGCGAAGAACGAGGAGCUGAUAAACGGAGCUCCCCACCCCCACAAGUGGUCUCUGAACCACGGAGCUUACUACUGCGCAUGCCUGCUCUGCCACCUGCUGAUCAGCCUACUCUACAGGUGAAUACCUGCAAUUCGUGGACCAGUCACUCUACUCCCCGAUUGCACCUCUGCAGAAGUCGCGUGCUCAUCCGGUGGUGUACAAAGCAAAGACAGACUUCGAUGUGCAGGAUUCAGAGCUCUCUACUUUCGAGUCUUUUAUUCUUGUAAAACUGGACGGGCUUCUUCUCGUGUAUAUUUAAAAGUGCCAUCGAAGGAGGAUUGCCUUGUUUGAAUGUUCCCGAUUGCGCAACUACAACUGGCCUGGUCAUGUUUCUGUUCGUUUUCUUUUGAUUUUCCCAUCCAACACUUACAGAGCUUGUCGUUCCCCCAUUUUUGCCUCACAGCAGACUGUUCCAUUUGCAUGCAUACGCCAGAAUGGACAACUAAAGAAAUCAAGCUAAGCGCCAAGACCCAUUCGGCAAUGUCUUUCACUGUAUUCUAGAGAAAUAUUCGUAUUUCAGUAUGAUACUGCUUUUCGCUGAGUAUUCUGUACGAUUCCGAAAAUUCACUGAUGCUAAUAAUUAUGAGUUAGAGACUUGAAGUCCUAUUUAGGCAGAAUUCGUUGUUGCGAAAUUCAGAAUACAUCUCAAAAUUCUUCAGAAAUCAAAUUUUCUGAGUAAAAAAAGCUAACAAGAAUUGGAAAUUUGUAUAAUCUGCCAAAAGAAUUCUUCUGCAGAAAUACCAAUGAUGGAUUUUGUUUCAAACUCAAAAAUUAAACAGGUUCUUCAAAUCUUUAUUGGAGUAAAAUAGUAGAAUGGCAGCAUGUUUUGAAUAUCUGCAUGUCUUGUCUCAUGCUGUCAAAGUUGUCCUCAAAUGCAUGGCAAUGGCGUAUGUUAUGCAAACUGGAUUUGUGCUGAAGUUUCCCCCCACUGCAGCUGGCUGCACAUUUCUUCAACGUUUGUUGUUGUUUUCAGAAUUAUGCAUGUGUUCUGAGUAGCACCAGGCCGGAUAACCCUCACCUGCGGUGGUGAUAAUGGAUUUUUUGAAUCGUUAAUUUACGAUUUCAUCUACAUUCGUAUCAAGUGAGAAAAGCUGUAUGAUAUUGGUGUUUCUUUUUUUUUUUUCCCUUUCUUUUUUUGUACAGUGUACUGAUAUAAACAAUACACAAAAAAAUAAUAAACUUUCUAUGUAAUUUAUAUAACUUUCAGAAGAUGUAUGUUUAUUAUUAGAAGUCAAAAGUGGCUUAUGCAUCAAAAUACCGAUUCACGGUGACUUUUGUUUUCAGUUCCCAAGAACCAUGUCAGUGCCAUGAAUUAAUUGCAAAGCAUUGUACACCUAGGAUUGAAGAAAAUAAGCCAUAAAUAUUUAUUUUGUAAACAAAUCAAGAAGAAGAUGGAGAAGCGACUUUUUAUUUAAAUGAAUGUCAUAAAUAUGAUUAGAUGUUUGGUGUGUCAAUGUUCCUUGUCUGUGAGCUACCUUUUCUACGAGGUUCAACGUCGGUCAAAAUCUAAUCAAUGUAUUGUGUCUUUGUAAGGAUGUUAUUGUGGAAUUGCCCAGCCCAACACUAACAAAUAUAAAUACCUUAAUUACGUGGCAAUACCGAUGUGAAUUAUCACGUGAUAUUGGUAUUUUCAUAAAAUGAAAUGGCAAGAAAAUAUAUUGCACAUGUUAGUGCCCAGGGGCUCAUUGCAGUCUAACCGAUUUCAUUUUUUUUUAUAUCAAUCAAAGAAGCGCUUUCGAGAAAUAAAUUUCAGAUUUUCGAGAAUUUAAAAAUUACGAAACUGCCUUUUCACAGCUUGCAAAUUCGUAAUAUCUUUAUAAAGUAGGUUUAGAAGAUGCACUCGUAUUGUCCUUAACUAAUUGUUGUUUAAAACUUUUUAACUGAUCAAAAUGAUUUUUGAACAACACUUGAGAAAAUAAGCAUGGAAAUAUUUGGUCUUUCUACAUUUUUGCAAACGUAAAUUGUGAGUGUUUGCUGUUGCUCUGUCGAUUAAAGAUCCGAAGACAUUUUUUAAAUAGAAUUAAAUUUUCGAACGUUUGUCACUAAUUAAUGAUAUCAAAGAAUGAAAUGCGGUUCAUCUAAUAUUUUUGUAAGCGUUAUUUAUCUCAAUUCGUAGAAAAUAUAUAUUAUUUGAAAACAAUUUAAAUAAAAUGCUUUUUAAAAAAUUUUAAAAAUGUGAAAUUACACUUUAAAAGAAGAGAC
This is a messenger RNA of Argiope bruennichi, 3070 nucleotides long. RefSeq names its product ephrin-B2-like. Gene Ontology annotation, biological process: ephrin receptor signaling pathway; axon guidance. The record is from RefSeq and is a predicted model, not a curated record. Gene Ontology annotation, molecular function: ephrin receptor binding. The coding region runs from base 56 to 949 and encodes 297 amino acids. Gene Ontology annotation, cellular component: plasma membrane. Lineage: Eukaryota; Metazoa; Arthropoda; Arachnida; Araneae; Araneidae. The transcript is spliced from 6 exons.